AUGAGCCCAGCUCUGCCAAAGGGUGCGAAGGAGCACGCUGCGAUCGAAGGGGAAGAGUACCCGCCAGUGCGUCAACUGGAGCUUGCGGCUCUCCUGCGCAAUGUGAGCCUUACCUCUGGGCGCCGAGAACGUCUGACAAAUUGCGCUAAUGCUCCGUCCUGUCGAUAGUAUAAUCUGCUUAUUGACGAGGCAGCGGACCUGAUUACGAAAGCUGCAACGAGGUCUAUCAAUUCGGAAAGCCCACGUGAUCCACCUUUUGCUCACAAGGCAACGAGGUCUCGAGCUCCAAAGGACCUUGGCAGCCUUUUCAAGCAGGACAUUCCCGUGUGCGACCGGCACAAGCUUUUGAAGGUGCGUUUGGCGUCGUGAUCUUUCAGUGACAUGGGUCUGGCGCUGACUGCGAAAACCGUCCGAUAGACCGGGGUUUUGCACCUCUGUCACACCACCUUACUCCCAGUAUCUUUGCAAUGGGCGAAAGGACGGCCAUCGCAACCUGACCAACGCGGCAGAAGUCCAGUGCCUCCAGUGGAGGCUUGCAGUGAGUCUGAAAUUUGGCAAUGCGCGCGACUCAAGGUCAGGACUGACACCACAAGACGCGGUUGUCCUGGACGUACUAGGUCUGCUAGCGGAAGCAAGCACGAGACCAAACGCGACGGCCGCGACAAUACCACAACAGCAAAAAGCCGUCUCGUCCGUGCGACUAAUCACAAGCCUCUUUCUGGACAUUGCGACCCUUUGUUGCUGGUGCGGGCUGGCAUCGCAGCCGUCUAGUGCAGCUCAAUUGUGAGUCGCCGAGGUCCUGGAGCUUGCAAUUGUACCCGCUAACAUGCAAUGCGGCCCUCCUCUCAGCACCACAGUAGGCUUUGGCCGGGCCAAGGCGGCGACUGCAUUCUUAGACAGUUGCUUGGAUCACUGCCAGUUCUAUGAAAGUCCUGUGUCAUUCAUAGUUGUUGCGAACUCCGACCCGACGUCGGAUACCGAAAAGCAAGGCGCGAGUGAAGGCAUCUCGGAUACUUCGGCCCAACUAUGCCGUUCUCUGGGCUUGCAAGUCGUCAACAACGACGAGAACAACACUGUUCUCAAGUCAGACAACAUCGAAGUCCAGGCCGUGCUUUCGGGAGGAGGCCUUGAAACGGAUCGAGAACGGCUUGAAGAGCUCAGCACGGAUGCGAUCGAACUCGCGGACGCCCCCAAGAUCAUAGCUGCUGCUGACAUGCUGAACCAUUGA
This is a messenger RNA of Ceraceosorus bombacis, 1228 nucleotides long. The record is from the annotation of a GenBank genome assembly. Lineage: Eukaryota; Fungi; Basidiomycota; Exobasidiomycetes; Ceraceosorales; Ceraceosoraceae.